This is a messenger RNA of Paramecium pentaurelia, 964 nucleotides long. The record is from the annotation of a GenBank genome assembly. NCBI's taxonomy places the organism in Eukaryota, Ciliophora, Oligohymenophorea, Peniculida, Parameciidae.
AUGUAAAAUAAUUAAAUCAUUUACUCUUAACCUCAAGAAAAAAGAUCAUUAUUAUCUAGAUUGUGUUCUUGUUUUGAAUAUUUCAAAAAGAAUCCUAAGUUAGAGAAUUAAUAUCAUCCAGAAAUAGAUAGUCCAAAAUCUUCAUUUAUUGUAUGAGACUGGGAUUUUUAUAUAGGGUCAAAGGAAAAUAAUUGUUUUGGAUUUAGAUGAAACAUUAGUGCAUAGUUAAUUUUAACAUUUUGAUUCUUAUGAUUUGGCUCUUGAUGUAAUCGAUAUAUUAGAACUAGAUUGUUGUUUAAUAACAGAAUUUUAAGGUAUUUGUUAUUGUUCGUCCUGGUGUUAAACAAUUCUUUGAUUAACUUAAUCAUUUUUAUGAUAUUAUAUUAUGGACAGCUAGUUUAAAGGAAUAUGCCAUGCCUGUAAUGGAUUAUAUUGAUCCAGAUAGAAAAGCAAUUGAAAGAUUAUUUAGAGAUAGUUGUACACCUUUAAAAAAUGGUUUAACUAAGGAUUUAACUAAGUUGGGAAGAGAUCUUAAAGAUAUUAUUAUUGUUGAUGUACUAAUAAUAUUAUUUUAACAUUUAGAAUUCAGUUUUCUCUUUUAUUAUGAAUCCUGAGAAUGGAUUUAAGAUUAAGGAUUUCUUUUAUGAUAAAUCUGAUAAAGAACUAGAAACAAUAUUGCCUUUUUUAAUUUGGAUAUCAUAAGUAUGGUGAUCAACUACUAAAUAAGUUGUCUGAUGUAAGACCAGUUUAAAUACAAUAUGGAGAGUUUUAAAAUAGAAAGAGAUUAGAAAAAAAGAGUGAUGAAUAACAAAACUUAUAUGGAAUAUCAAAAUCUGUAACGAUUGAAAGAAAGAAAAUUAAUAGGAAGAGUUUUAUAAAGACUUUGACUGAAUAAGUAAUAGAUAGAAGAGGAAAGGAUGAUACUAAUGAAAGUGAUAAAGAAACCUUUGAGAUUGGUAAUUGA